AUGAAAUGGACAAUUCAAUUGGCAUAUUACAUUGAAACAAUCGGCUUUGUGACUUCAACUUUUUUAAACUCGAUUCUCUUAUUCCUAAUCAGUAAAAUGUCAAAACAAACGUUCGGAAACUAUAACUAUCUUAUGUUUUCAUUUUCAUCAUUUUCAAUAGUAUAUUCAUUUGUAAACUUUUGGAGCAAACCGAAUGUUCUUAUUACCGACAAAUCUUUUGCGAUUUUUGUUGAUUUGAAGGAGACUGGAUUCACCAAACAAUUCGGAGCAAUUGCGAUUGGACUGUAUUGUUCUUGCUACAACAUCAUGCUCCAGUUGAUCACAAUUCAUUUUUACUAUCGAUACCUUUCCGUGACAAGCCCAACUGAUCUUUCGAGGUUCUCGGUCAAAUCUACUCCAAUUUGGAUACUUUUCAUAAUUUCCAUUUCUUUCCUCUGGUUCAGCAUGUGCUAUUUUGUGAAUGGGCCCUCUCCAAUGAAAGAUGAGAAUUUUUUGCCGGAAUUUCAGAAAAAUUACUGUAUGGAACCGGAAGAAUACAACUACCUGGGACCUCAAUAUUACUAUCAGGACGUAACAGGGCAAACACGAUUUCAUAUUCCUUCAUUGUUGGCGUCGGGUACGAUGGGAGCUCUCAUGUGCUGCUCCAUCAGUGCAAUCACAUACUUUGGAUUUCAUACCUACAAACAUCUUGCAAAUCUUGGAACUAUUGGUAGUUCUGAGACUGGAGAUCUUCAGAAACAACUCUUUAGAACGCUGGUCAUUCAAACUUUAAUUCCGAGCGUCUUUAUGUAUAUUCCAGUGUCAUGUAUGUUUUUAUUUCCCUUAUUUGGCUUGAAAGCCGAAGGAAUUGAUACCUUGGUUCCAAUUUCUGUGGCCAUUUAUCCGUGCUUUGAACCACUAGUCGCAAUGUAUUGCAUUCGAAUUUUCAGAAAUCGGAUAUUUGAAGUUCUUUCCUGCAAGAAAGUCAAGAAGUUGAUGAAGAUCUCGGUGGUUCCAAUAUCAAAUCAGAAUUAA
Caenorhabditis elegans is the source of this 1014-nucleotide messenger RNA. It is a transcript of the gene str-99, whose product is annotated as Serpentine receptor class r-10. Gene Ontology annotation, biological process: detection of chemical stimulus involved in sensory perception of smell. The record is from RefSeq and is marked reviewed. The transcript is spliced from 4 exons. Lineage: Eukaryota; Metazoa; Nematoda; Chromadorea; Rhabditida; Rhabditidae. Gene Ontology annotation, cellular component: ciliary membrane. The coding region runs from base 1 to 1014 and encodes 337 amino acids.